AUGCGGCUGUCGGUGGCGGCUGCCAUCUCGCACGGGCGCGUGUACCGGCGGUUGGGGCUGGGCCCGCGCUCGCGCCUCGACCUGCUGCGCAACCUGGUGACGGCGCUGGUGCGGCAUGAGCGCAUCGAGGCGCCCUGGGCGCGGGCCGACGAGAUGCGGGGCUACGCCGAGCGGCUCAUCGAGUACGCCAAGCUGGGGGACACCAACGAGCGUGCCAUGCGCAUGGCGAAUUUCUGGCUGACAGAGAAGGACCUCAUCCACAAGCUGUUCAAGGUGCUGGCACCCCGGUUCCAGCCCCACCCCGGCAGCUACACCCGCCUGCUGCAGAUCCCCAACCGGGAUGGCCUUGACCGCGCCAAGAUGGCGGUCAUUGAGCUCAAGGGGAACCCUUUCCCACCGCUCAUCCGCUCACACCGCGACACCGAGAAGACGCUGCUCAACCAGCUCUUGAAGGGCUACCGGGAGGACGUGCAGCAGGCAGCAGCCCCGCAGGCCCCCAAGGGCACCCCUGUCUAGGCAUCCCUCUCUGCCCUGAGGGAGGCCCCGUGCGUGCACAGGGAUGGGGCUUGGCCUGAGCUGCCCAUGCACCGGCCAGUUUGUUGCUGUCCUGGAGCACAGGAAUGGAAGAUGACCCAGGAGGUCUGAAAGUUGGUUACUAACCUUGAGUUGCCACGACAGGGGCACAAGCUCAAGGUUUUCUUGUUUAUUCCUGUGGUUUGAAUAGAGACUCAGCAAGAGAAGGAAAUCAAGCUGGGAGCCCUAAUGGUUGAUACUCUCUGUGUAAAUAAACUCUGUUCAGAAAGUAA
This is a messenger RNA of Gymnogyps californianus (California condor), 806 nucleotides long. It is a transcript of the gene MRPL17, whose product is annotated as mitochondrial ribosomal protein L17. NCBI's taxonomy places the organism in Eukaryota, Metazoa, Chordata, Aves, Accipitriformes, Cathartidae. The coding region runs from base 1 to 516 and encodes 171 amino acids. Gene Ontology annotation, molecular function: structural constituent of ribosome. Gene Ontology annotation, cellular component: mitochondrial large ribosomal subunit; ribosome. Gene Ontology annotation, biological process: translation. The record is from RefSeq and is a predicted model, not a curated record. The transcript has 3 exons.